AUGCGUGCGGCCGCGGAAAGUGCCUUUCACGCCUCAGCAGCAGGCGAUUCAUCGCCUGUUGUCGUGAAUCCUCCACGUGCGACAGGUACACCCGUUGCGUCUGCAGCGGGUACCACGAAUCGUAAUCAAGACGAGUCUGAGGUAGAGCGUAUCUAUUCUGGCGAUUCGGAUGAUGCAUCCGACUCGGAGGCGACGCCUCACGCCUCCGGAUCACCCGGGGCGGACACUGCAAGCGCCAGGUUGACUAGCUCUGGUCAACGUGGCGGCAUCAUGUCCGAGAUCUUCGGAUCGAGUGAUUAUUCCGAUGAGUCUCCGCCUCACGCAAGUCCAUCCAACGAUAGGACGCGUGGAUACGGUGAUGAUGCACCUAUACAUAACCACAACCGAAGUUACUCGAGGGAUCGGGGUAACACUGGUUUCAGUGCUCACGCUGAUAUCAAGAGGCCAGGAUCGAAAUGUCCUGUGCCACGCUCCUCAAGUGGAGUCUCCGUGGAUGCCGCCAUCCAGAGAGUUGGACCGGUUUGCCGGCACGACUACCGAACGGGAUCGAAUUCCGUUGUUCGAUUGCAGGAAGAUUUGCCCACCUAA
Molecule: messenger RNA, 588 nt
Organism: Peronospora matthiolae
Lineage: Eukaryota; Oomycota; Peronosporomycetes; Peronosporales; Peronosporaceae
Source: the annotation of a GenBank genome assembly